AUGGACCUAUUGCAGACAUACAAAGACUCCUGCAACAGCGACGGCGAAGACCACCGUACGUUCGACCAAUCCUCACCGGACUCCUCCCCUCCCCGCCUCUCAAUCGUCCCCAAAUCUGCCGCCCCAAAAGUCGACGGCACCAUGCUUUCUUUCACCGUUGCCGCUGCAAUCACCAACAAAACCCUCUUCUCCGCCGGCUGGCGUCUGCUUCACGAUCUCACACCUGAGCAGACCACCGUCUCUAUGAUUGUCUCAAAGGAUUUUUUAGAAGAAAAUGGAACUUCCAUGAGGGGUAACAAGUCAAAGAAGAUGAAGUUGAUUAAUGCCCAUCUUAAGAAGAUCAAUAAGCCUUUUCUUAAGUCAAUUAAGAGUUCGGAUGGUGAUAUAAUAGAUUGCGUUUUGUUUCAUCUUCAACCCGCUUUUGAUCUUUCAGAAUUAAGAGGAAAAAUGUCAUUGAUUCCACCAGAGUUACCAAAAGAGCAUGCUAAUGCGGGAAAGAACCCAGAAAUCAAACAGUUGUGGAAUUCAAAGGGUGAAUCGUGCCCAAAUGGAACCAUUCCAAUUAAAAGAACAAGAGCAAGUGACAUUUUCAGAUCCAUUUCAAUUUCUAAGUUUGGAAAGAAAUAUAGUAGAAAAGACAUCCCAGUUUCCACACAACAUGAGCAUGCAGUUGGGUGUGUAACACAAAGAGAAUUUUAUGGAGCAAAGGCGCUAUUAAAUGUAUGGAGACCAAAUGUUACUGGAAAUGAUUUUAGCCUUUCACAAAUAUGGGUUAUCGCUGACGUUCCAAAUCGUCCUGUCAAUACUAUUGAAGUCGGUUGGCAGGUUUAUCCAAGUUUACACAAAGAUAGUCUUCCAAGACUAUUUACUUACUGGACUGCCGAUGGAUAUCAGUCUGGUUGCUACAAUUUGGUAUGUCCUGGGUUCGUCCAAACCAAUCCAAAUGUUUGCCUUGGAGCUGCUAUAGAUCCAACAUCAAAAUAUGGCGGCCAACAAUAUGAAGGCGCCUAUAUGAUAUGGAAGGACCCGAAGAGCGCAGACUGGUGGUUGAGAGUGGGAACAGAAGUGAUAGGGUUCUGGCCGUCAAAUUUAUUCACAGAUCUUCGAGAUCACGCAACGAUAAUAGAAUAUGGUGGAGAAGUGUAUGCUGAAAACUUGGGUACCCACACAUCGACUCAAAUGGGUAGUGGUCACUUCCAGAAUGAAGGUUUUAGGAAGGCAGCAUAUGCCAGGAAAUUGGAAGUGGUUGAUCAUGAUAAUCAUUUAAUUGGAGUUUCUAAUCUAGGUGUAAUAGCAGAGAAACCCAAUUGUUAUGGUGUUAAAAAUGGGUAUAAUAAUGCUUGGGGUAAUUAUAUAUAUUUUGGAGGACCUGGUUAUAAUCCAAAUUGUCUCUAG
Molecule: messenger RNA, 1395 nt
Organism: Helianthus annuus (common sunflower)
Lineage: Eukaryota; Viridiplantae; Streptophyta; Magnoliopsida; Asterales; Asteraceae
Exons: 8
Coding region: 1-1395 (464 amino acids)
Source: RefSeq, a predicted model, not a curated record